ACAUGCUAAGAGAAGACUGAUCGCAUCUUAUCUGCCUUUUGACCCGAUCGAUGAGCCCGCUUUCUCACUUGACCUCGACCAUGUCAGAUUUGGACCCCACCACCGAGUCCAACUACCAAGACGUCUCGUCAGAACAUGUCUCGAUCUUCUGGAAUGUAGACUUCAAGACCCAGAUUAUCGCUGGUUCCGUCACACAUCGCAUGAAUGUGCUCGGUGACAAUGUAUCGGAGGCAAUCUUCGAUACCAGUGAUCUUGAGAUCUCUCAAGUUGCAGUCAACGGAGACUCCGCCACUUACAACCUCAAACCCAAGCACUCGGUGAUGGGCUCAGCGCUUCACGUUCUUCUCCCCUCUGGAUUGAGACCGGGUGCCAAAAUCGAGGUCUCCAUCGCAUACAAGACGUCGCCCGAAAACACAGCGCUGCAAUGGCUGGAUCCAGAACAAACACAGGGGAAGCAGUUCCCGUACCUCUUCAGUCAAUGUCAGCCCAUCUACGCUCGUGCACUUCUUCCUGUGCAGGAUACGCCCUCGGUGAAAAUUACCUAUGCAGCCGAGGUGACUGCGGUCCUGCCUGUUCUCCUUUCUGCAAUCCGCGUCUCUCCACCAUCGGACGGCCCAGCACAUGACGGAAAAGUCAUCGGAGAGGAUGCUGUGACCUACAGAUACAGCCAGCCCGUACCCAUUCCUUCCUACCUGAUCGCCAUCGCCAGCGGCAACGUGCGCUACCGCCCUUUUGCGUCGCUGCCUGAACGGGCAUGGACCAGCGGUGUUUGGGCCGAGCCAGAACUUAUGGACGCGUCUUUUUGGGAAUUCAGUGAGCACACGGCCAAGUGGGUAACAGCCAUUGGCAACCACAUCUGGCACUUUCCGAACGCCAUUGCAGAUUCAUCGCGACCGCCGAGGAUAUUGUGGUGCCCUACAAAUUUGGUGUUUUUGAUCUGCUUGUCCUUCCGCCGUCUUUUCCUUAUGGCGGAAUGGAAAACGCCACUCCUAGCCGGAGACCGCACACUCGUCGAUGUUGUCGCUCACGAACUUGCCCAUUCGUGGUUCGGCAACGGAGUGACACACGCGCACGCUUCGCAUUUCUGGCUGAAUGAGGGCUGGACAGUCUGGAUGGAGCGUUUGCUCCUGCAAUACAUCCAUAAGUCGCCGGCAGCACGGGGCUUCUCAUAUAUCAUUGGCGCGAAAGCCCUCGCAGACGAUCUCAAGCUCCAUCAAGACCAACCACGUUACCAGCGACUCGUGAUUCCGUUCACGAGGGGUGAAGAUCCAGAUGACUCAUACUCGCGCGUCCCGUAUGAUAAAGGGGCCACACUGCUUCUGCAUCUCGAACAAACGCUGGGCGGCUUGGACGUCUUUCUGCCAUAUGUCAAGGACUACGUGUCCACAUUUGUUGGUUCCAGCAUCACGACUGAGCAAUGGAAGGAUCACCUAUACGGAUUUUUCGCGAAGCAAGGGGACAAAAUCGAAUUGCUUGACACCGUGGACUGGGAUGCCUGGCUCAACGGCGAAGGAACAAAACUGCCCGUCGAGCUCACGUUUGAUCAGACGCUUGCCCAGGCUGCAUACGCAUUAGCCGACAGAUGGGCUGCAUCAGAUGAUCUGUCGCAGUUCGUCCAAGCCGACCUGGGAGGCUUCAGCUCGACGCAGAAAAUUGUUUUCCUGGAGCGUCUCCAAGGUCUUGGUCCCUUGUCCAAGGAGCACAUCAUCCAGAUCGGCGCUGUCUACGGUCUGGCAGAGACCCUGAACGCCGAGAUUCGAUUACGUUUCUACGGCUUGGCACUGUCGCCGGCGACGCCAGAAGCUGCAUUGUACUACGUGAAGGCGGCUGCGAAUUGGGUAAUUGGGGCAGACGGUACUGGUGUGAUCAAAGGGCGCAUGAAGUUCUGUCGCCCCGUCUUGCGAUCUGUCCACAGAAUUGAUCCCGAGAUGGCUAUGGAGAUCUGGUCCGCCAACAAACACUCGUUUCAUCCCAUCGCUCGGAGAUUGGUUGACAAGGAUCUGGGCCUGUUCGAAUCGGACUAAGAUAAUGUAAUUCCAGACGUGUACUAGUCGAUAGCCACGAACGAUUAAAGAAGGGAAGCGAGUAAAGCGACACCACCGAGGACGGCAGCGACUGAGAGCUUCGUGUUUUCGGCGGCACCGCCGGUCUUCGA
This is a messenger RNA of Mycena citricolor, 2155 nucleotides long. The record is from the annotation of a GenBank genome assembly. Lineage: Eukaryota; Fungi; Basidiomycota; Agaricomycetes; Agaricales; Mycenaceae.